AAAUUGCCCCACCUUGUUUUGAUUAAAUUGUUUUUUGAAUCAAUCCACAGAGAGAGACACGAUAUACAAGCAAAAGAAAAGAAACGGAUGAUUACGUUCAAUUAUUAACCCUCUCAGUCACCUCACAUUUUUCAGAAAUUCAGAUCCUUCUUGUAUCAUUCGGUGCUUGAACUCUACGCCAAAUCCAGUUGCUACUUUGAUUUCAUAGAGACUUGGAUCUGUGGGUGAAACUUGAAACUAGGUUUUGGCUUGGGGACAUGUUCAGAGAUGGUCUUGGUGGGUUGGUGGUGAUGCAAGAAAGAUGGAAUUUAGAUUUAAAGUAGAGAUUUGGAGAAAAUGUUGGAUUUUGUGCGUGUUUGAUUUUGAUGGGACUUGAGAUUUCAUUCUGAGGUUAGGUUAGGUGACUAUAUAUUUGUUCGAAAGGUCUUCGAGUCGGAGGACAACAUGUUCUGGAGGGACCGUGCGAGGGACCACAAAAACCAAAACGGUGGCGGCGGUCCGCCUUGUGGCCAGGUUCGAGUGCUCGUUGUUGGCGACUCUGGUGUUGGAAAAACUUCUCUUGUUCAUCUGAUUGUCAAGGGUUCUUCCAUCGCACGUCCUCCUCAGACAGUAGGGUGUACAGUAGGUGUAAAGCAUACUACGUACGGAAACUCGGGUAGCUCGUCAAGCAGCAUUAAGGGUGACGCUGAGAGAGAUUUCUUUAUUGAACUCUGGGAUGUGUCUGGACAUGAUAGAUACAAAGAAUGCCGGUCUCUUUUUUAUUCCCAAAUUAAUGGUGUAAUCUUUGUUCAUGAUCUCUCCCAGAGAAGGACAAAAACUGGCUUACAGAAGUGGGCAGCUGAGAUUGCUGCAACUGGGACAUUUUCAGCUCCACUAGGAUCUGGAGGUCCUGGUGGCCUUCCUGUCCCGUAUAUUGUUAUAGGUAACAAAGCUGAUAUUGCUGCAAAAGAGGGUACAAGGGGGAGCAGUGGAAAUCUUGUUGAUGUAGCUCGGCAGUGGGUUGAGAAACAAGGUUUGCUUCCAUCCAGUGAGGAACUUCCACUGACUGAGAGCUUCCCUGGUGCUGGAGGCCUUAUUGCGGCUGCCAAAGAAGCAAGAUAUGACAAGGAAGCUGUGAUGAAAUUUUUCCGUACGUUGAUCAGAAGAAGAUAUUUUUCCGAUGAUUUACCUGCACAGAAUCCAUGGUCUGGUUCACCAGUACAAGGACCUUCACAGACUGUAGAUGAAAAUUGGAGUGACGAGGAUCAUUCGUACAGGAAUGCCAGCUUGCGUGCUGACCCUUACAAGUACAACAUGCUCCCUCCUCUUCCAGCGCAACGCAAUCUGACGCCACCUCCCACGCUUUAUCCUCAGCAACCAGUUUUGGUUUCUGAAAACUACAGCCUUCCCAGGUUUUCCCAUACUAGUUACUCAGAAAUCAGCAGUGCAGCCAGAUCAAAGCGCUCCGAUAUUAAUGUGUAAUUGUCAUUGCCUCUGGUUAAUGUGAUUAUUGUUUGCAUGAAUGUACUCUUGUGCAUGCGGUCAAAGUUCGUCCCAUUUGUUUCACUUGUAACUCCUCCAUUGAUUCUUUUACUCUAUAGGUUUUCAUUGGGAGUGGCUUUUGUUUAUGGUUUAGUACAUAUUGAUUGAUUCAUCGACCUGAGAAGUACAGGCAAUUCUUUUCAUCAAGUUCUCUUUCUUUGCAAA
Molecule: messenger RNA, 1686 nt
Organism: Malus domestica (apple)
Lineage: Eukaryota; Viridiplantae; Streptophyta; Magnoliopsida; Rosales; Rosaceae
Product: small GTPase LIP1-like
Biological process (GO): intracellular protein transport
Cellular component (GO): endomembrane system
Molecular function (GO): GTPase activity
Source: RefSeq, a predicted model, not a curated record